This is a messenger RNA of Cryptomeria japonica (Japanese cedar), 2347 nucleotides long. Its product is annotated as putative pentatricopeptide repeat-containing protein At1g53330. The transcript has a single exon. Bases 212 to 1561 code for a protein of 449 amino acids. The record is from RefSeq and is a predicted model, not a curated record. Gene Ontology annotation, molecular function: protein binding. Lineage: Eukaryota; Viridiplantae; Streptophyta; Pinopsida; Cupressales; Cupressaceae.
UUAAUUGCUUAGCCUAUCCUUCCAUUAGUGACACUCUACGCAAAUCUAUGAAGGUUCCUUGGCGUUAAUAUCCCAAAGUGUUUCCAAGCUUGAAACUCCUUUCCAAACCCAAAGGUGUAACCCAUUAGUUCUGAAACAAUGUGGGUGUAUUAUCCCUCAUAUGAUACAAACAUCCAAAUAUUUCCGGGCUCUCCUGGAUUGAACUCUCAACAUGGCGAACAGGAAACCGAGAACUGCCUACGAUGGAUGGACGUACAUGCUAAUCCAAGAAAAAAAACCAAUACGAGCCCUGCAAAUUUUCAAUAAUCGAAAGUCAAAAAUCAGUGGUUUUGCCUACGAUGUCAUCAUUCAAAAGCUCGGAAGUGCAAAAAUGUUUGAAGAAUUAGAAAAUGUUUUAGAUCAAAUGCGAAAAGAAGACGGCCUCAAAUGUAAAGAAGGCCUUCUGUGCAGUGUCAUCAAACUUUAUGGAAGAGCGAGAAAACCCGAAGCAGCCAUGGAACUGUUUGACAAAAUGCCUCAAUUCGGAUACCCAAAGCCCUCAAUCAGGUCUUUCAAUACACUUUUCAAUGCUCUUCUUAAUUCCAAGCGUUUUGAUCUGCUUCAACCCCUGUAUAAAACAAUGCCUAUUUCACCAGACACAUGCACAUAUAAUAUUCUCAUUAAAGCACACUGUAAUGCCAAUCGUUUAGAGGAUGCACGCGAACUGUUUGACAAAAUGCCUGAACCAAAUUUAGUAACUUAUGGUACACUCAUAAAUGCUUUGUGCGAAAACAUGAAUGUAAACCAGGCUUUUCAAUUGUUUUAUGAUAUGACCAAGAAGAAGGGAUUGUGUCCGAAUGUUUAUAUAUAUACGGCCUUGAUGGGGGGACUCUGUAAUGACGGGAAGGUGGAUAAGGCCUUGAAGCUGAAGAUGGAGAUGGAGCACAAGGGGGUGAGACCGGAUACUGUAACUUACACUACUCUUAUCAACGGUCUAUUUAAGGUGGGCCGUUCUGAAGAGGUGGGGAAGAUGUUGGAAGAGAUGAAUGAUAAUGGUUGUGUACUACAUGUUGCUACGUAUAAUACUUUCAUAACCUAUUUGUGCAAAGAUGGCAAUUUUGAAGGCGCUUUUGGGUUUUUGGAUGCGAUGAAGUGCAUCUUUGGCAAGCAGGAUAUUGUUAGCUGUAAUAUAAUUGUAAGCGGUCUCUGCAGAGAAGGGAAAAUCAAAGAAGCCUAUGAUCUUUUUGAAGACAUGCCAAGAAGAGGUUGUGAGCCUACUGUGAUUACCUAUAGAACCAUGCUUGAUGGAUUCUGUGGGGCUGGGAGGUUUAAGGAGGCUGCCAUGUUUUUGGAAUCGAUGGUAUCGAAGGGAUUUACCCCACGAAGAGUCAGCGUUUCUGAAGUUAUUUCUGGUCUCUGCAAGGAAGGAAAGAUUGAUUGGGCUUCAUCAGUUUUGAGGAAUAUGGCAAAGGAGUGCCUUGUUGAAUUUUCAGCUUGGGAUGCAUUGAUGCCUUAUGUUUGUAGUAAAACAGAGAGGCAAAAGGCAUCAGAACUUUUGAAUCAUAUAGUCUGCAUUUCCUGAAAUGAAUUCAUGACAAACCGAAAUUCUAGUUUUUCUUUGCGAUCUACAUUUGCCCGUUGCGGAAGCAUCGUUUCUGUUUGAGGCAUCAUCGCAACUGCAAUGGAGUUUUAGAUUGUGUCAGAAAUGGUGUUCGUCAGCUGUAUCAGAAAUGGUGUUCGUUAGCUUAUAUUGCAUAUUUACUUCCCUAGAAGAUAAUCGAUUGGAGAAGUGACAUUGUUGUUUUUGCUGCAAAGAACAUAGCAUUAUGUCACUGCCUAAAAUUAAAGAUCCUUGAACAAAGGGCAAAAGGCAAGGGUAAUAUUUUAUGAAAACCCCACAGGAAACACAUUUAUUGUCAAUGGAUUCUUCUAGUUUAUCCGUGUAAGGUUAGGAGCCUAUUCAAAACCUGUGCCCAUUAGGUACUACUGCAUAUCUACUUCAAUAGAAGGUAACAUUAUGGAGGUGAGUAGGGUCCUACAUGGUAGACUUGAAAGUUAUGUUGAUAAUGACAAGAUUCUAUUUAGGAGUCGAGACAUUUAUUUUGCAGUAAAAUAUGUCCAAAAGUGCCAAGUGUUUUAGUCAUCGCUCUGAUGAUGUACAAGAGUGUGCCUGGAUUCUAAUUAAGUGUACACCGGGGAUCUUUACUAUAGGGAGGAAACUGUAUGUGCUACCAUCUCUGAUAACACUGCACUAGAGCAUAAAAUUCAUAAACCAAACCUGACAACAGAAAACCUCCCUUUGUUCCUUGUCUGCUAUCUAAAUCUUCUUCAGUCUUAAAAAAUAGAUAUGAUUCCUCUUCACUCUUUA